AUUAUAAAAUACGUUUCGAUUCCGUCUUAUAUAUAAUAAAAGCCUCCAUUUUCUCUCUGUUGCUCUUCAUCUCGCGUCGCUUUUUGGCGGUUUCAGCUUUUAUCGUUCGAACAUUCGAUUCCUUUUUCUUUUUUUUUGCUUAGCACUCUCACUAUCUUUCUCAAAGGGAAAAUUUCGGACAGAUGAUUGCAGGUUUGGAACAAGCUAAGGUUAUGAAAUGGAAACCGACCGGAAAUCACAUUCGAUGAAGAAGCUCGAUGACGUGAAAUGUCAAAGGGUUGAUCAACCCGUAGUUCCUGGUCUGGACGAUGAAGUGACUGAGGUUGAGCAUUUACUUGCAGAACCUAAAAUUGAACAUGUUUCGGCAGAUGGAAUCUUAUGUUUUGGGAACGAGAAUAUAGAGAAGCACUUGAAAAUGGAGGACUUCUCGUGUGCCUUCGAUUAUGGCUGGAAAAUCAGUUCCGGUGGGCUGGAUUCUAUCCAUGGUCGAGGAGGAGAUGAUUUGAAGCUCGAAGUUCUCGACGGAUUGCUCGAUGAGGUUGAUGAAGUGGAUGAUAUCGAUGCAGCCCAUGAUCUCUCCGGUGCUUGUGAAGAUUUUCUUUUGGAUAUUGAAUUUCCUGAAAAGUUAUCCGAGUUGGAUUGCGGUCCUCGUGAAGGAUCAACUUUGUGCAACUCAAGUUCAGAAAGUCAUUCGCCUGGAUUUAGUGGAAGGAGUAAUAGUGUCAGUGGCAUAUCAGAAUCAUCGAUAGCAACUGUUCGAGAAUCCAACAGUGAGAAUGGUGGGCUUGGGAAGAGGGUUGGUUGCAAUUUACGUCAUAACUUUAGGAGAAAACACGGGUGUCAGGGUCCCGUUAUGGAUGUUGGUCGAUCAAGUAUAGAACACGUGCAAGAUCUUGACGAGUCCGAUGAUGAUGAAAAACCUUUAGUAAGUCUUAUAUUGUCGAAUCAGAAAGUAAAAAGCUCUGUUAAAGUAACAAAAGGUGACACUCUUCUCAGACAGAAGAGACUACGCAAACCGACUCGGAGGUACAUUGAGGAAUUUUCUAGAAAUUCCACUAUGGAAGAGAGUAAGAGCCAUAAAAUCCAACCGCAAGAAGAGUUUCCUCAAGUCCCAUCUGAAUCCCAGCCUCGGAGAGGAUGUCCGAAGAAAAUUGUGCUUAAAUCGGAGCUUGAAUCGGAUUAUGAGCUCUCUGCAUCAGAAUCGGAAGAUGGGCGUAAGAGAACUAAACGAUCCAAAACAGCUUGUGAUCGGAGGAAGCAUCAAAAGAUGUGGACCCUUAUGGAGGUGAUUAAGCUUGUUGAUGGAAUUGCCAAGUACGGUGUCGGAAGAUGGACCAAUAUAAAAAAGCUUCUGUUUGCAUCAUCCACUUAUCGGACACCUGUUGAUCUCAGGGACAAGUGGCGAAAUCUACUACGAUCCAGUUCUGUGCAGGAAAACAACCGGAGAGAGGUUGAGAAUCAUCCGAAGCAUGCCGUACGUCCCUUACCAAAGCCCGUGGUACGUCGCAUCCGUGAACUGGCAACCAUUCAUCCAUACCCGAAGGUUUCAUCUGUCGAUUAUGUUCCUUCGUCCGAACAACCGACAACUAAAGGCACUCCGGUUUACUACCGUGCACGAAACUUACGUAGGAAGUAAGCGUAGUUUGAAGAAAGCAUUUUGUGUUAAUUCAAGUUUAGCUUGUAAUAGUCCCUUUAACACCGACCUGCACAUAUUAAUGCUCUUUAAAUCAUUAGGAAAUUAAUCUGGUAAAGUGAAAAACCAAGGUUUACAAUUAUAAUAGUUUUCUAUCAUUCUUGACUAA
Molecule: messenger RNA, 1802 nt
Organism: Gossypium raimondii (Peruvian cotton)
Lineage: Eukaryota; Viridiplantae; Streptophyta; Magnoliopsida; Malvales; Malvaceae
Exons: 9
Coding region: 218-1636 (472 amino acids)
Source: RefSeq, a predicted model, not a curated record